Molecule: messenger RNA, 471 nt
Organism: Juglans regia (Persian walnut)
Lineage: Eukaryota; Viridiplantae; Streptophyta; Magnoliopsida; Fagales; Juglandaceae
Product: reticulon-like protein B8
Exons: 2
Coding region: 20-274 (84 amino acids)
Source: RefSeq, a predicted model, not a curated record
GAUAUAGCAAUUUAAUUCCAUGAAAUCUUCACAGGUUAUAGUAGGCUUGUGGUUUGCUGCUGUGGUAGGGAGCUGGUGCAAUUUUCUGACUGUUCUGUAUGUUGGUUUUGUCGCUGCUCACACACUGCCAGUGUUAUAUGAGAGGUAUGAAGAUCAAGUUGACAGCUUUGUGUACCAGGUCAUCGAACAAAUUCGAUGUAACUAUCGGAAGUUGGAUGCUGGUGUCCUUAGCAAGAUCCCUAAGGGAAAGCUCGAUGGAAAGAAGCAUGAGUAGAAUAAUUUGGUAAAAUAACUAGGCUGUUAUGCAUUUCCCUUGUCAUUUAUUGAUGGAGGAUUAAAUUUAAAUGUGUUUCAGACCCAAAAUAGGGCAAGAAAACCAAUGUUUUCGGGUAGAUUUAAAUCAGUCUAUUGAAUUGAGGGAAUAAGCUGAUGUUUGGGCUUCAAUUUAUAUGACCGCCAUCUCCACUCGCA